Messenger RNA from Argentina anserina (silverweed cinquefoil), 2080 nucleotides. Its product is annotated as protein KAKU4. The transcript has 10 exons. Gene Ontology annotation, cellular component: nuclear envelope. Bases 140 to 1726 code for a protein of 528 amino acids. Gene Ontology annotation, biological process: nuclear membrane organization. The record is from RefSeq and is a predicted model, not a curated record. Lineage: Eukaryota; Viridiplantae; Streptophyta; Magnoliopsida; Rosales; Rosaceae.
CGCUACAAAGCAGGGUCGUCUUGAUUUCUCAACGGAAUCCAUCUCUCCCUCCCAAAACAAACAAACCCAGAAGCUUAGAGAAGAUAUGUCACAACUCCCUUAACCUCUCUCCUCAACUAACUCCUUCUCUCUCUCCGCCAUGGACUCUAUUCCCAGAUCCCGCCAAGCCCUAGAACCCGGAUCCGGCGGGAAGAUUGUCCGAACCCGACGACCCGCUCGCACUCGGACUCCCUACGACCGCCCUAAUUUCACCGCCAAUCCUCCUCCUCCUGAAAACCCUAAUUGGCUCGCCAGGUUCAUUUACUCCCCUACUCGCUCCAUCGUCUCCGGCGCCGGGAAGGUCCUCUCCUCUGUCUUCCGCUCUGAUUCCUCCUCCUCCUCCUCUUCUUCAGAGAUUGGUAGCGAUGAUGAAGAAGGUGAUGAUGAUUAUGUUUCUUCUCAAGAAGAUGAUGGAUUGAACAAGAGAAAUGGGACAUCAGAAACACUAUUCAGGCAGGGGGAAACCAAGCAUGCAAUUGAGCAGCUGCUGAGGCAGGAGACCUUCUCAAGGGAAGAGUCUGAUAAGUUAAUAAAGAUUAUUAAAUCGAGAGUCAUAGCCACCACUGAAGAUGCAGAAAAUACCAGACCAAAUAUGGAUGCAACCGAUCUUUCUGCCACAGCUGUUUCAGAGGCCAAAAAGUGGGUGAUGGAGAAGAGGUUGGGAUCGGCUUCAAAGUCAGAGUUAGGUCAUGGAACAAUACUGUUUCCACAAGGUGCUGAAGAUGAUGGUGGUUCCCCAGUAGAUGUGGCCAAAUCGUACAUGCGGGCACUACCUCCAUGGGCAUCUCCAAGUCAGCAUGGAGAACUGCGAUCUACAUCACCUCUAGGGUUGCAACUCUUCAAUGAAGAAACCCCAUAUUCAAUUGGUGGAACUUCUGUCACAUCCAAGCCAAAAAGGGACGCCCCUGCUACUGGGUCAUGGAAUAUCCAGGAGGAAAUACGAAAAGUGCGUACUAAGGCAACCGAAGAAAUGCUCAGGUCUCUACCUUCCUCAAAAAUUGAUUGGUCUACGUUUUCUCUGGAAAACAAAAGCACUUUGAACUCUCUGCCAGAUGGAAAGCAAGAAUCUAAUUUGGGAGUUAUGGGGAAGACACAAGAUGGGCUGCCAAAAGAAGCUUUGGCUGGUGGGACUGAACAGUCGAAUGCAAUUGCAGGAGAAACCAUACAAUUUGUUCCAGAUUCAGAGGUGCAUGACCAAACCUAUUCUACAACACAAAAAGAAGUGACUGCUCAUACCACUAAUGGCUUCCCUUCUUCAGCUCCGAGGGGAGAAACUACUGUGCCAAAUGGAGGAAUAAAUCAGGUCAGUUCAAGUCAUGAGAAGAUAGUUACAACUCUUCUUGUGGAGGAAACCUAUGAGCUUGAGAAGGACCUAUCCAGGAAUAAUGAAAUGGAUAUUGAUGGUGCAACUGGCCCUGAUUCUAUGCCUUUAAAUGAAACCAGUGUCGAGGCACCGAAUGUGAAUGAAAAUGAUAUAAAUGGCACAAAGGAGAACGACAGUGCUGCAAGUGGCUCCCAAAACAGUUCAAGUAUGCCGGAUGAGUUAUCACAGGAGCUGACCCAGUCUCAGCCAAAAUCAAAUAACACUGUGGUGGCCAAGGAAGAGGGUGUUGUUGAGAAGCCAAAGGCAAAAAGACUCACCAGAUACAACAGAAGAGGCAGAUCACGGGGAAAUAUCGGCAAAUGACAGCUAAAAUGCACCUAUGUAUCUUAGCCUGUAACUUAUUGUACACUAGUCAUUGUAAUCUGGGAAAUUAAUUUCUUUUUCUUGUUCUCUAUCAGUGAGGUAGGAACUACUGUUGGGUAUUUAACUAUUUAUGCUGCCGAUUUAGUCCUUGUUAGCAAAACUUAAGUUGGAUACCGUAAGCAUUCUCCAGAAGUAGAAUUUGCAGAAUUGUGUACUUUGACAACCCCAUUGUAGGUUUGGGUUUAACAUUAUGUGAAAUAUUCUUCUAAUUGGGUUCUAACUCAUCAAUCUUCUCAUUUUGCAUGUACAGUAUUACGUCGUUUCUUAAUUUGAGGCUAACAUCUUUUGAGUCAA